AUGUCAAGCACCUCCUACAACUGGAUCAAAGCAUCGUCACCGACCAUUGCAGUUCCCGGUAGUCCCGCCCUUUGGUCUCCUCCCGAUACUCCGACCAAGGUCGACAAAGACAGCGGAUUGGUUUACAUAGCUCAGAAUGCUGCACGCCACCCCGACAGUCCACUCGAGCCUCUCUUUCGCGCCCGUUACCUUGAGAACCCUUCAUUCGAUAUCCACUCGGUCGACCUCGUGACGGAUCGGAACAACAUCCGCAAGCUUUUGACGUUCGUCAAUCCGACGACCUCACGCAAUGGCCUCGAACCGUUCACCAUCCUCGUCGAAUUGGCCACAAACACACAAGCUGUGAUCUUCUGUCGCUCGGAGACAAAGACCUUUGAUAACAUCGGACGGAGUGAAUUUAAGGGGUUCGGACACGAAUUUGAGAAGGCAUUCACGACAGAGCAGGUGACGGGGAGUACCGGACAUCACAGGAUCAUCUCAUAUCUAUUUGGGGGCUUGAAGCUGUUGGUUCGUUACGAAACGGACGGCUAUGUCGAUUUCCUGGCUUCUGAGGGGUUGAUGGGAGCCGGAGACGUGGACGUUGAUGAGGUCUCCCGUUCCUUUGAGUCCCUCUAUUACGAGAAGGCCGGGUUGUGCCCAUUCAGUCAACGCUUGAAGUCAAAACUCGCAACCAUUCGUAUGCCCAUUGAUGUCCAUGAGGUCAUCCCCCAGCUCUGGGUGUCCCAGACCCCGAACCUUGUGCGCGCCUACCACAAGGAAGGACUCUUUGAGAAGCCCCCGGUUGAAGAUAUGGAGGCGGAGAUCAAGAAUUGGGAAGCGGCUCACCAGAAUGACCUCGAAAAGCUCGUGUCCCUAUUUGCAAGAAUCAUUAGCGUGGUCAAGCACUACGGAGGACGGGCUGUGCUCAAGUACGACUCAGAUAGCGAUAAGUUGGAAAUGUGGGAGGGGAGCGCAAAGGAUAUGCUACCUGCAGACCUGUACGACAGAUUCAACGAGGAAAGCUUCAGCUCCGAGUUCGAACUGCCGUCAUGUUCGGAUUGUGACUCGAAGUCGACACCCCAUCCCUGA
Aspergillus japonicus CBS 114.51 is the source of this 1068-nucleotide messenger RNA. RefSeq lists its product as uncharacterized. The coding region runs from base 1 to 1068 and encodes 355 amino acids. The record is from RefSeq and is a predicted model, not a curated record. The transcript has 2 exons. Lineage: Eukaryota; Fungi; Ascomycota; Eurotiomycetes; Eurotiales; Aspergillaceae.